This is a messenger RNA of Rhodotorula toruloides NP11, 1875 nucleotides long. RefSeq lists its product as uncharacterized. The transcript has 3 exons. Bases 1 to 1875 code for a protein of 624 amino acids. NCBI's taxonomy places the organism in Eukaryota, Fungi, Basidiomycota, Microbotryomycetes, Sporidiobolales, Sporidiobolaceae. The record is from RefSeq and is a predicted model, not a curated record.
AUGAGGGGACGGACGCGGAGACUUUGGCCGAGAAGGGAGGAAGGGGCGGACGCGGGCGUUCGCAGAUCCUCGAGAACUGCUUCGACGAUGCACGCGCAGGACCACCAGCAGCAAGCCUAUGACGGCCUCGAACGGAGUAACACGACCAGCUCGUUCAAGUCCUUCUUCUUCGGCUCGCGUCCCACCAAAGACUCGACACUGCCGACGCGUCGCCCAUCCCGCAAAGAGCGUCGUACGAAUCGCCCGAGGACGACAGACACCGCCAUCGACCCUCACUUCCCUACCCUCCCUUACCUCCGUCCCGACCCUGCUCGUCCCGCUCCUCUCCGGCAAUCGAAGCUCUUGCUGGUCGACAAGUAUGCGAGGGACGACCGUAUUGCGGCGUGGCAGGAACAGCGGAUGGAGGAGGUUGGCGGGUUGGAGAGUUGGAGGAUGCAGGUUGCGAGGGAAGUUGCGUGGGAAAAGGCGAUCAUGCAGGAUGGGCGGGUCGGAGCGGCUGUCGAAGAGCUUGAAGGGAUGCUUGAUGCGUCUGCCUUCUCGACUUCCUUCACCGUCGACAGCCUUCGCCUUCCACCAUCGCCAGACGUCCCGCCUACUCCUCCGCCAAAAGAACCGCUACCUGCUCCGCCAGCGACCUUCCUCGAGCUGGACGAAGUUGACGAUGUCCGUUCUUCUGCGGCCCGCACAACACUCGUGCUGAACACGACAAUUGAGCUCCCCCCGCCUCCUCUGACACCGAAGACGUUCACUCCGCCCGCCUCAGCCGUGCCAACUCUCGUUUGGUCGGUUCCUCCGCCCGCACCUUCACCCUACCGCUUCCCCGCUCCUCCCUCGCCGAACUACCCGAACCUGAUCCGGAUCGACACAUCUUUGAACACUCCGCCACCUAUCUCGGUGCUGACAUCGCCGAUCGAGCCAGGCCAAUGGACCGGCUCGCCUCCUCCUCGCUCGUCAAGUCUGCCUUUCGGCGAUUUGCUGCAGGUUUCGGCGCCGCCUCCCGAGUGUUCGAUCGUUCCGCCGAAGGCAGCGGCGCUCCUCGGACUGCUCGCGUCGACGACUGUAACGGGCAGGGCACCCGCCGACGUUCCGACGCACAUCGCGUCCUCGGCUCGUCCGCCGUUCCGCCGCCUUGACUCGGCUGGCAAUGACGACCGCAAGUACUCGACGGAGACGUCGUCUGCGUCGUUGCAGACAGGCGGUUCGAUAUUCUGGGCGCACGCAAUGGCACCGAUUGUCAGCCGACCUUCCUGCUCCUCCUCGGCACCGACGUCCGCCAACGCCAGCGUCGACCUCAAGCAGCCCCUCUUCCCUCCACGUACAUCCUCAUUCGCGCACGCAGUCAAGUCCAGCUUCGCCCAGAAGCGCAGGGAGGCUCCGCCGGGCUUGUCCUCCCUCAAGCUUCGCAAAGAGGGCAUGUCUUCUCUUCCCGACCUGCACAGUGCCGGCCUCAGCGCGACGCUGCACAGAUCGAUCCAUCCUGCCCCGCCUAAAGCGUGGCAGAACUGGCGGCAUGACGACGGCGACGAGCGAGAGAGCCUGCUCGACUUUGCUUGCUCUGGCGACGGCUUGGGAGGCGACCGCAUCGGAUCGACGAGGGCAACGCGCAGCCACAGCGACAGCGGACCAGUGGGUGACGUCCAGCUUCGUGUCGCGACUGUCAUUCGGAAGGUCAGCCUCGGCAGCUUGCGAGGCGGCAAGAUGCUCGUCCGGGCGCUAUCGAAGUCCAAGUCGGGAGGCAACCUGAGGAAGACGGCGACGGGUCGGGUCGCGAUCGAGGACGAGCAGGAGGAGCAGCGCUGGAAGGACUUGCGGAGGGCGUGGGAGGCUGAGCGGGACGACCUCGAGGGUAUGCUGAGUCGUAGGUGUUGCAUCUGA